AUGCCGGAAUCCGGUCCUUGCAGUCGAGGUGAUGACUCAGCCGGUAACCGCUCCGCGCGGCUGGAUUUGAACCUCGAGUAUUCCUCGCAGCCCUGUAUUGCGGAGCUUAGCGCGGAGCAACGGGCGGAAGGCUGCGCGGGAGCGCGGAGUUCCGCAGAAAGGCGGGAAUCCCUUGCGGGGAGGGGGGAUUUUUCCGCGGCGAGGGGAUUUUUGGUUACAGCCGCGGCGGUGGGGGAACCGUCGGCUGAAGAUGACACCGCAGGGUCGGGGGAAACACCGGUGGGCGGAGCGGGUGGCGGAGCGGAGGCGGAAGAGUCGGAGGGCGGAGGCGCGGAAGAGCCGGCGGCGCUAGACGACCUCGUCGGAAGGGCGUCGCGCUUUGCGCAGAGACUGGCGCAGCGGAGACUCCAGGCGGCAGGGGAACGCGCAGGGGGAGACGCGCAGGCUGGCGGAAGGGGAAGCGGUGGCGGAAACAGCAGCGGCGGCGCAGGCGCUGGCGGAAGAGAAGGCGCGGACCACACCCGCGCGGGGGGGACGGCGGAGGGAAGCGGGGAAGGCGGAGUAGGGGGAAGCGGGGGGGACAGCGGGGGGGGCUUUCAGGCUAUUUUAGCGGCAAUAGGGGCGGGUGGGGAUGAUGAGACCGCAGGGGGGGAUGGCGACACGGAAAACGAGUGUGAUAAUAGUGAGGACGAGGAUAAAGAGGAGAGUGGUGAUACUAGCGAGGAUUCUAGCAGUGACGACAGUGAUGAUUCGGAUGGGGAGGAGGGAGAAGGGGAGGACAAAGGGGAGAGCAGCAGUAGCGGAGAGAGCAGUGACGAGAACGACAAUAGCGAGGAUGACAGUAGCGAGGAUGAUGGUAACGCGUACGGCAACCAGGCGGGCAGGGGGAGCGAGUUUUGGUUCACGUUCGGCGCGCGGACAGGGAUGAGCGACGAAGGGGAGGCGGAGGCGGAGGCGAGGGAAGGGGGCGCGCGGGGGAGGGGGAGCAGGGGCAAGCGGAAGGGGUGGGUGAGUCGGAAGGAGGCUGCGCGCGCGUUCAGGGCGCAUCCCGUGGCGCAUGCGACGCGCAAAUUCGGGCGCUUCUCUGAGUCGGACCGGUGUCACCUGGCGCAGUCCUUCCUGCCAUGUGACGGCCCCAUGGUGGUGGACAAGGUGGCGUCGCGUGCUUAUAUUGGCCAGUUCAGCGGGGAUGGAGACCUGUUCGUGGCUGGUUUCCAGCAUGGCCUUCUGGGUCCCAUGGUGGUGGACAAGGUGGCAUCACGCGCGUAUAUAGGCCAGUUCAGCGGCGACAGGGAUCUGUUCGUGGCUGGCUUUCAGGACCGUCGGAUUCGCGUGUACGAUGUGGAUCGAGGGUGGGCGUUAAGGAAGGAUGUGAUUGCUCGCAACCUGCGAUGGACCAUCACCGACACUGCACUCUCUCCUGACCAACGAUUCCUGGUGUAUGCAUCCAUCACGCCCAUCGUGCAUCUGGUGAACGUCGGCUAUGGGAGCGGGGAGGUUGAGUCGCUUGCUAAUGUCACGGACAUUCACGAGGAGCUGAACUUCACAGCAGUGGAAUCGAGACGCAGGGAGCGCAGCUUUGGCAUCUGGUCGCUCCAAUUCUCAUCCGACGGUCGGGAGCUCAUCGCGGGCAGCAGCGAUCGCUCGCUCUAUGUCUUUGAUCUGGAGAGAAACCAGCCCAUUCUUCGAGUGAAGGCCCAUCAGGACGAUGUGAAUGCAGUGGCAUUCGCGGACGAGACAUCGCAACUCAUCUACUCGGGCAGUGACGAUCGCAUCUGCAAGGUGUGGGACCGCCGCCUGCUUGACAACACCGAGCCCAUCGGCCCGUUGCGACUGCUCGACCCUGUUGGACCUCCUCCGUUCAGUCACUCUGCUGGCGGUGCUGCUAGCGCUGCUGGUUCUGCUGCUGCUGCUGCUGCUGGUGCUGGCACUGGUGCUGGUGCUGCUGGUGGUGCUAGUGGUGGUGGUGGCAGUGGUGGUGGGGGGGAGAGGCAGGGAGUGGGGUGUCGGAACAAGCCGGUGGGGGUGCUGGUGGGGCACACAGAGGGUAUAACGCAUCUGGCUUCUAAAGGGGACGCUAGAUGCUUUCUUACCAACGGCAAGGAUCAGACGAUGAAGCUGUGGGACAUCCGAACGUCUCAAAAGUCUCUGCCUACCGUUGAGACGUCUCAAAAGUCUCUGCCUACCGUUGAGACGUCUCAAAAGUCUCUGCCUACCGUUGAGACGUCUCAAAAGUCUCUGCCUACCGUUGAGACGUCUCAAAAGUCUCUGCCUACCGUUGAGGCGUCUCAAAAGUCUCUGCCUACCGUUGAGACGUCUCAAAAGUCUCUGCCUACCGUUGAGGCGUCUCAAAAGUCUCUGCCUACCGUUGAGACGUCUCAAAAGUCUCUGCCUACCGUUGAGACGUCUCAAAAGUCUCUGCCUACCGUUGAGACGUCUCAAAAGUCUCUGCCUACCGUUGAGACGUCUCAAAAGUCUCUGCCUACCGUUGAGACGUCUCAAAAGUCUCUGCCUACCGUUGAGACGUCUCAAAAGUCUCUGCCUACCGUUGAGACGUCUCAAAAGUCUCUGCCUACCGUUGAGACGUCUCAAAAGUCUCUUCCUACCGUUGAGACGUCUCAAAAGUCUCUGCCUACCGUUGAGACGUCUCAAAAGUCUCUGCCUACCGUUGAGACGUCUCAAAAGUCUCUGCCUACCGUUGAGACGUCUCAAAAGUCUCUGCCUACCGUUGAGACGUCUCAAAAGUCUCUGCCUACCGUUGAGACGUCUCAAAAGUCUCUGCCUACCGUUGAGACGUCUCAAAAGUCUCUGCCUACCGUUGAGGCGUCUCAAAAGUCUCUGCCUACCGUUGAGACGUCUCAAAAGUCUCUGCCUACCGUUGAGACGUCUCAAAAGUCUCUGCCUACCGUUGAGACGUCUCAAAAGUCUCUGCCUACCGUUGAGACGUCUCAAAAGUCUCUGCCUACCGUUGAGACGUCUCAAAAGUCUCUGCCUACCGUUGAGACGUCUCAAAAGUCUCUGCCUACCGUUGAGACGUCUCAAAAGUCUCUGCCUACCGUUGAGACGUCUCAAAAGUCUCUUCCUACCGUUGAGACGUCUCAAAAGUCUCUGCCUACCGUUGAGACGUCUCAAAAGUCUCUGCCUACCGUUGAGACGUCUCAAAAGUCUCUGCCUACCGUUGAGACGUCUCAAAAGUCUCUGCCUACCGUUGAGACGUCUCAAAAGUCUCUGCCUACCGUUGAGACGUCUCAAAAGUCUCUGCCUACCGUUGAGACGUCUCAAAAGUCUCUGCCUACCGUUGAGACGUCUCAAAAGUCUCUGCCUACCGUUGAGGCGUCUCAAAAGUCUCUGCCUACCGUUGAGACGUCUCAAAAGUCUCUGCCUACCGUUGAGACGUCUCAAAAGUCUCUUCCUACCGUUGAGACGUCUCAAAAGUCUCUGCCUACCGUUGAGACGUCUCAAAAGUCUCUUCCUACCGUUGAGACGUCUCAAAAGUCUCUGCCUACCGUUGAGACGUCUCAAAAGUCUCUGCCUACCGUUGAGACGUCUCAAAAGUCUCUGCCUACCGUUGAGACGUCUCAAAAGUCUCUUCCUACCGUUGAGACGUCUCAAAAGUCUCUGCCUACCGUUGAGACGUCUCAAAAGUCUCUUCCUACCGUUGAGACGUCUCAAAAGUCUCUGCCUACCGUUGAGACGUCUCAAAAGUCUCUGCCUACCGUUGAGGCGUCUCAAAAGUCUCUUCCUACCGUUGAGACGUCUCAAAAGUCUCUGCCUACCGUUGAGACGUCUCAAAAGUCUCUGCCUACCGUUGAGACGUCUCAAAAGUCUCUGCCUACCGUUGAGACGUCUCAAAAGUCUCUGCCUACCGUUGAGACGUCUCAAAAGUCUCUGCCUACCGUUGAGACGUCUCAAAAGUCUCUGCCUACCGUUGAGACGUCUCAAAAGUCUCUGCCUACCGUUGAGACGUCUCAAAAGUCUCUGCCUACCGUUGAGGCGUCUCAAAAGUCUCUGCCUACCGUUGAGACGUCUCAAAAGUCUCUGCCUACCGUUGAGACGUCUCAAAAGUCUCUUCCUACCGUUGAGACGUCUCAAAAGUCUCUGCCUACCGUUGAGACGUCUCAAAAGUCUCUGCCUACCGUUGAGACGUCUCAAAAGUCUCUGCCUACCGUUGAGACGUCUCAAAAGUCUCUGCCUACCGUUGAGACGUCUCAAAAGUCUCUGCCUACCGUUGAGACGUCUCAAAAGUCUCUGCCUACCGUUGAGACGUCUCAAAAGUCUCUGCCUACCGUUGAGACGUCUCAAAAGUCUCUGCCUACCGUUGAGACGUCUCAAAAGUCUCUGCCUACCGUUGAGACGUCUCAAAAGUCUCUGCCUACCGUUGAGACGUCUCAAAAGUCUCUGCCUACCGUUGAGACGUCUCAAAAGUCUCUGCCUACCGUUGAGACGUCUCAAAAGUCUCUGCCUACCGUUGAGACGUCUCAAAAGUCUCUGCCUACCGUUGAGACGUCUCAAAAGUCUCUGCCUACCGUUGAGACGUCUCAAAAGUCUCUGCCUACCGUUGAGACGUCUCAAAAGUCUCUGCCUACCGUUGAGACGUCUCAAAAGUCUCUGCCUACCGUUGAGACGUCUCAAAAUCUCCCCCCUCCGCGAAUCCCCUUCUUCCAGUGGGACUAUCGUUGGAUGGACUACCCGGGGAGGGGCAUGAGAGUCGCCCAUCCCAGCGACCAGUCACUCAUGACCUACCGCAACCACCACGUGCUGCAGACGCUCAUCCGCUGCUAUUUCUCGCCUCUGCACUCCACGGCCCAGCGCUUUGUGUACUCUGGGUCGCAUGACGGCGCUGUGUAUAUCUUUGACCUGCUGACAGGCAAGCAAGUGGCGAAGCUGAAACACCACGGGUCGACAGUCAGGGAUUGCUCCUGGCACCCCACACGGCCAGCCCUGGCGUCGGUGGGGUGGGACGGCAAGGUGGCUCUCUGGGAGAGCUUUCAUGGGGAGACUCCGCCAGAGUGCAAGAAGAUGCGGCAGAUCCCCGUGACUAAUCAUGAGGACUUAUUUGACGAGUAG
Messenger RNA from Closterium sp. NIES-65, 5067 nucleotides. Lineage: Eukaryota; Viridiplantae; Streptophyta; Zygnematophyceae; Desmidiales; Closteriaceae. The record is from the annotation of a GenBank genome assembly.